AUGUCCUUAUUCAUGGAAGAGGUGGAUGAUGUGUUCAUAAAGUCCCUUUUCCCAAGAUAUCUGCUUGAGCAGCCUCUUGGGCAUGACCUAUGGACUAUUUACUACGAGAAUAGGAAGCUGUUCCAUAAACUGAAGAAUAAAGGAGACGCAAUUUCAAACGUAGGGGAUGGAAAGACUCGCAAAUUCAACCAUGAGCUUAGUUAUGAAACUAGAAAGGAGAUAUGGGAAAAGUUGGUUUCUUUGGGCGUUUUAGGAACCAUUCCUUAUGAUUCUGCUAAUGACGAUUACCUUGUGCAGGUAUACAGAUAUUUCUAUCCUAACCUUGACGAGGAUCUAACUUCUACACAUCUAUCAAUCGAAAAGGAUACGCAUUUGCGAGCGAUCAGUGACUCUGAAGAUCUUACGAAACCAAUUGACCCAGAAUUGCGAUCAGUGAUACAGAUGGAAGAUGAUCACGACGAUGAGGAGGAAGAUGUUGGAGACGAUGAUGGCGAUGAUGGCGAUGACGGCGAUGAUCAUGCUGACGAAAAUGAAGAAGAUGCUAUUUUGAAUGAAAAUCAAGAAAUGGAAGAUGGGUCAUCUAGUAAUGAAGAACAAGGUUCCAGAUCACCCAAUGAAGGCGCGCAGUUUUAUCCUGCGCUUGCAGAAUCUAGUCAUUCCUUGAAAGAGAAACCAAAUCCCAUUUCGUCAGACAUCUAUAAAUAUUUGGGAUAUCCCCUCCCUCACGCAUGGCUUUCUCAGCCAAGUAAUAGCAUUCUUGUUUCUUCUGAUGGAUGCACCCAAUUACGGCCAAAUCCAACUUGGCAGACAAUGACCAGCUACGAUAGAGCUAGCCCUGUUAUUGGAAGUGGAUUACGAACGACUCUUUCGAAUCAAAAGUUUGAUUAUGCAACUACUUGGGCCAAUAAUCCAAUUCUUCAUAAGAACAUCGCAAUUUUCUAUUAUGAAAUCAGAAUGCUUUCUGUGACGAGUUCGCAGUCAGGCCAAAAUUGUAACGUUGUGGUUGGCUUUAAAGACUAUUCAAAAUUACAGACCUCUACGGCUUCUUCUUCCAGGACAGAUCUUCACGGAGACGUGAAUGCUAUUAACAGACAGUCAGCAAGCAUACUUAGAUCAACCCUGGAUUCCAGCAGCUCAGCUGGAUCUAGCUCUGGUAAUAAUCAAAGUAGCCGUGGUAAUGGAUUUGACAAGGGUAGUUUUGGAUAUUGUGGAACAGAUGGAUACAUAACUGACGGUACUCACUACAAAUCAUUUGGUAAACAAUAUGGUCGCGAUGAUGUUAUUGGGUGUGGUGUUAACUAUGUAGACGGUACAAUUUUUUUCACAAAAAAUGGAGUAAACUUGGGGACUGCCUUUACUGAUGUACAUGAUAUUGAUCUUGUUCCUCAUAUUGCACUAAGACCCGGGAACUCAGUAAGAACGAAUUUUGGAUUACAUGAAGAGUUUCUUUACGAUAUUAUCGGUUAUCAAAACACGUUCAAAGCGAAAGCAUAUCAACAUAUUUUUAAAAGCAUCGAAGGACAUGACGGGUACAACGAUUUUGACACUAAUGAUACUGAAGAAGACGAGGAUUUAGAUGACGGUUCUCUCGACAGAAGCGAAGACUCUGAAUCUUUCAGAGACGGGUUCCUGCUUCCUUCCGAUAGAAGGUUUAGUGGAGAUAGGCUGUACAAGCCUGAUGUGGAAUCAAUUAAUAACCUUAACACAGACGAUGAUUCUAUUCCCUGUACAAUGAAUGCUAUGAUUAAUGAUUAUCUUAUUCACGAUGGCUUAAUUGACGUUGCUAAGGGGUUUUUAAAAGACCUUCAAAAGGAUUGCAUCCCCGAUAGUGAUGAGGAGCGUGCAAAAAUUGUCAUAAGGCAUAAUGAGAGGCAAAUAAUUAAGGAGGAAAAUAACUUGAGGGUAAGGCAGGAUAUUCGAAGACUUAUUAACGAAGGCAAUAUCACACAGUGCUUGCAAUACAUAAAUAGCCAGUUUCCAGGGCUACUAGAAGAAAAUAUUGAUGUCCUUUUCGAGCUUAAAGUUGCUGAAUAUCUUCUGACAAUCGUUAAUUUUCAGAAGUACUCUAUCGAUUAUAUUUUACAAAAAGGACAACUACUGUCCGCAGAAUUCGUCUACAAUCCUCAAGUCCCUGAAGAAAUGAAAGAGCGAUUUCAUUCUCAUCUUAGUGAAAUCUCUGCUCUUCUUGCAUACGAUAGCCCGCUGGAAGAAUGUAACGAAGAUCUUGCCGUAUUUCUUACGCCAAGUUAUUUGCAAGAUCGACUUUUUCAACUAGUCAACUCCAGAGUGUUGACAUUUCUCAAGAAGAAGAGUGAGAGCUCUUUGGAAAACAUGGUUAGCUACACCAGAGCGAUGGUCAAAGCGCUCAUGCAAUAUGGAGAAAAUAGUUCAGUUGUUCACAAUGAUUCAGAGCUACGGUAUUAUAAGCUUGUGAAUAUAGAUGAAGACUUACUUAAUCUAUGA
Messenger RNA from Lachancea fermentati, 2463 nucleotides. Lineage: Eukaryota; Fungi; Ascomycota; Saccharomycetes; Saccharomycetales; Saccharomycetaceae. The record is from the annotation of a GenBank genome assembly.